This is a messenger RNA of Emericellopsis atlantica, 4825 nucleotides long. RefSeq lists its product as uncharacterized. The transcript has a single exon. Gene Ontology annotation, cellular component: membrane; intracellular membrane-bounded organelle. Gene Ontology annotation, molecular function: ATP binding; ATP hydrolysis activity; P-type calcium transporter activity. Gene Ontology annotation, biological process: calcium ion transmembrane transport; intracellular calcium ion homeostasis. NCBI's taxonomy places the organism in Eukaryota, Fungi, Ascomycota, Sordariomycetes, Hypocreales, Bionectriaceae. The record is from RefSeq and is a predicted model, not a curated record. Bases 401 to 4378 code for a protein of 1325 amino acids.
ACCUCAUCCAUCUCGCGCUCUCGUGAAUCCUGAAGCUCUUUCCCAAUUCGAGAAGCUCGUGCCCUUGCCUUUGAAGGCCGAACUGAACCUUCCAAGGUGACGGAUGUGGACGCGACACCCCUGAGAUCCUCAAUCCUGCUAUCAUAUACCUCUUUUGCGAUGCUGCAUUAUCGCACCAACGAUACUCUUUAUCGCCUACCUUUAGGGCGUGACAGCUUCAUCAAAUUACGCGCUCGCUGCCACGGCAGUCGAAGCUACGUUCUCUCAGCAUACUAGCUAUCUCAAGUGCUCGUUGGAUAGGCACUUGGCAGCGCAGCAUCUCAGCUUGGACCCACGUCAACGCGUCUCAACGCUACCUUUUGCCUCGGGGCUGAUGCAGUUCUAGCAGCUACCGUCCAAUAUGUCUCAAACUCCUCCACGUAGCGACAGUGGGACUACGAAACGUGCGCCUUCACCCAACGCUCAUCCUCCACAACAGAGCAACAAGACGACGCCCGAGCUCCACAUUCGGACAGACCUCAGUCGAGACAGCGAGGCGGACGCUGGUGGGUCGACCGGCGCAGAAGCUGAAGAUGAUGGCUCGGCAAGCAGACAUCUGGAGGUUCCCUCGGCCCAUGGAAGUUCUCGCCGAGGUAACAGGUCCAGCGGCCAGGGCUCCGCCAGUCCUAGGUCAGAUGGACAAUCCGCUACAUCUGCUCGCCAUCAGCAGCAGCCGAGCGAGACGAGCGGAUCCUCUUCAGGGAAUGGACUUGCUGCCAUCGAGGCUGAUAGAAUCAUGUCGGACCACGACGCACUGCGACCCGAUCGUGGUGCCGAGAACGCCUUCUUCGUUCAAAACAACCCCUUUGCCUUCUCGCCAGGUCAACUAGCCAAGAUGUACGACCCAAAGAGUCUUGCGGCAUUCUAUGCACUUGGAGGCUUGACCGGUCUGGAGAAGGGGCUGCGCACUAACCGCAAGCUUGGUCUCGACCCAGGCGAGACGCUCCUCCGCGGCAAUGUGACAUUCGAGGAAGCGACAGAAGCGGGCACUAAGACGUCCUACAACGCUAAUAGCGCGAAAGCUCCCGUCGGCGGCGAUGCGCAGCCUUUUGAGGACCGACUGCGCGUGUACAGUGACAAUCGUGUCCCUGCACGUCAAGGCCAGAGCUUCCUCAGUCUGGUCGCAGACGCAUUCAAGGACAAAAUGAUCAUCAUGCUCUGUAUUGCUGCUACCAUCAGCUUGGGCAUUGGGAUCUACAUGACCAUCAUGGAGAAGAAGGAAGGCGGCGACAAGACCCCAAGCAGAGACGACGACAGAGAGGAGAAAGUCGAAUGGAUCGAAGGCGUGGCAAUCCUCGUCGUCGUGGCUCUCUGUGUGCUUGUCCAGGCAGUCGUGGACUGGAGAAAGGAGAAGCGUUUUGCUGAACUCAACCAGAAAGAGCAGGACAGGACUGUCAAAGUUGUCCGCAACGGAGAGACGGUCGAGAUCUCCAUCCAUACGCUCAUGGCCGGUGACGUGGUGCAACUUGAGCCGGGAGAUGUCAUUCCCGCCGACGGUGUACUCAUCCAGGGGUUCAAUAUCAAGUGCGACGAAUCUCAAGCGACGGGCGAGUCGGACCUGCUUCGCAAGCAAUCUGCUGAUGAAGUCUUCUCCGCCAUCGAACGUCGGAGCAGCCUUCAGAAGAUGGACCCCUUUAUCCUGUCAGGCGCCAUCGUCAACGAAGGUGUGGGUACGUAUCUUGUCACGUCGACCGGUGUGUAUUCCUCUUACGGCAAGAUCCUCAUGAGUCUCGAUGUCGAGCAGGAGAUGACGCCGUUACAACACAAAUUGGGAUACAUUGCUCAAUGGAUCGCCAAGCUCGGUGCUUUUGUUGCUGUGGCGUUGUUCCUCAUCCUGAUGACGCGGUUCUUCCUGAAGCUCAGAAGGACAAACACGGAUAUAAAAGCCGACGAGGCCUUCAAAAAAGCGAUUGACAUACUUUUGGUCGUCGUCGUCAUUGUUGUCGUGGCGAUUCCCGAAGGCUUGCCUCUAUCGGUGACUUUGGCGCUUGCGUACGCAAUGAUGCAAAUGCUCAAGGACAACAAUCUCUGCCGGCAUCUCAAAUCGUGCGAGGUCAUGGGAAGUGCCACCACCAUUUGUUCCGACAAGACCGGCACUCUGACGCAGAAUAAAAUGACCGUCGUUGCUGGCACCGUGGGCAUCAGUCAUCAAUUCGAGGAGCAUGGUGACUCUGAUAGCCCACUGGAAAGGCCCAAAUCGGUGAAGGACUGUCUGAGCGAGAUCAGCCAGUCUAUCAGGGAUCUUUUGAAGGACUCCAUUGCUCGCAAUUCAACAGCUCGGGAAACCUUGGACGACGAUGGGAAUGUCCGAUUUGUGGGGUCUAAGACGGAAACAGCGCUGCUCAUGUUCGCCCAGGAACACCUCGGCAUGCAACGUGUGAGCAAUGAGCGGGAGGCGGCCAAGGUGCUGUAUCUCAUACCCUUUGAUUCUCGACGCAAGUUGAUGGGAACCGUUGUGGAGCUCCCACAUGGCGAGGGGAGCCGUAUCUACGUCAAAGGUGCUUCUGAGAUCAUCCUCGACCACUGUGGCCAGAUUCUGCGCGAGCCACGUGAGAAGCUGGAUACAUCUCUAGGGCCACUGUCUGACGACGAUGUGACCGAAGUUCAUGACCGCAUUGAUGACUAUGCCAGUCGUUCCCUACGAACCAUCGGGAUUGCGUAUCGCGAUUUCGAGAGCUGGCCCCCGAGCGGCGCCAAAACUACGUCAGAUGGUGAUCUCGACAUCGAUGACCUUCUGCAGAACCUGUGUUUCGUGUCACUGGUGGGUAUCCAGGAUCCCCUCAGGCCUGGUGUGCCUGAGGCUAUUGCCAAGUGCCAGAAAGCCGGCGUCUCUGUACGCAUGGUGACUGGCGACAAUAAGCUCACGGCACGUGCUAUUGCUUCCGAAUGCGGUCUUCUCCAAAAGGACGGCAUUGUGAUGGAGGGCCCCGAGUUCCGAAACCUGACAGCCGAUCAGCAGAAGGAGGUCCUGCCGCGCCUACAAGUCCUUUCCCGAUCCAGUCCGGAGGACAAACGCGUCUUAGUGAUCAGGCUCAAGGAGAUGGGUGAGGUCGUUGCUGUGACUGGUGACGGCACCAACGAUGCGCCCGCUCUCAUCAACGCCGAUGUUGGGUUCUCCAUGGGCAAGUCUGGGACGGACGUGGCCAAGCAAGCGUCUGCCAUUGUGCUCCUCGAUGACAACUUUGUGAGCAUUGUGCAGGCUUUGAAAUGGGGACGGUCUGUCAACGACGCAGUCAAGAAGUUCCUCCAAUUCCAGCUGACCGUCAAUUUGACGGCACUGGCGGUCGCCUUUAUUACGGCGGUAGCCAGCGAGAGGCAAAAGUCGGUCUUGACCAGCUUGCAGCUCCUCUGGGUGAACAUGAUCAUGGACACAUUUGCCGCACUGGCUCUUGCGACAGACAAGCCCGAGGACGACAUCUUGGACAGACAACCCGAGUCGCGCAAGGCGUUUAUUGUCACGCCGACAAUGGGCAAGAUGAUCGUCUUCCAAGGGAUAUACCAGCUAUGUGUCGCUCUUCCGGCGUACUUUUGCGACAACUUUAUGGACCUCCAGUUUGGGGAAGGACAGAAAGCGGCCUUUGUCUUCAACACGUUUGUGUGGAUGCAAAUCUUCAACCAGUGGAACAACCGCCGCCUUGACAACAAGUUCAACAUCUUUGCCGGAGCCCACAGAAACUUCUAUCUUCUCGGAAUCAAUGCUGUCAUGAUCAUUGGACAAGUAGCCAUCAUGCUGUUGGGCAAGGGUAUACUGUACCAAGGCGAGCCGCAGACGCUGGAGAUGUGGUCGGUGACUCUAGCAUUUGGUGCUCUGUCACUGCCGGUGGGCAUGGUCAUCCGACUGAUUCCCGAUAGAUGGUUCAUGUCACUUAUCGGUGGCCUCGGCCGGUUGUUGCCGACGACGGUGAAGGAGCGUGCGAAGAAGUCUGCGGGCGCCCAAACCACGGACGAAGAGAUUGGCACGUACCCUGACGCGUUGGUCGAGAUACACGAUGAGCUCAAGUUCCUGAGGCGCUGGCGGGGAGGUCGCAUCCGUAGUCUACAUGCUGCCAUCCGCCAUCCGCGCGAGGCCUUGAGAGUAGCUUGGAGUCCAGCAACGCCACCGACCCCCGUGCUCUCAGGCGAGGAGGACGAGACAACGGGGCGACGAGCCAGGUCGAGGACGAAUCCUACGCUGGGAGCGCCAACGGCGAUGGCGGGCAUCGUGGCUGCUGGCAUUGGUAUGGGGUGGUCGCCCAUCGAAGGGUCUCCGCGCCCCUUGGAAAGAAAGAAGUCGGGCGGAAGUCAGCUGGCAAGUCCGAGGAAUGGUAGCCCAGGUGCCAGUGAUCGCGUUGGCUUGUGAAGAAGAGAGGACAAGGUUGUCGGGCGGCAUGAGUGACACCUUUGGUCUAUGAGCAUUGUUAAUUCUCGUUCCUUAUAAUGUACGAUUUUGCAAGAGUUGCUGGCACGAUAGGCCGAACUCCUGGCCCAACCAGCUCGAAGACGCAGUCUCCUACACGAUAUCCCCAGAGGUUGGAGUCACCAUGAUUCGACAUGCGGUGUCGCGCUUCCAGGUCAAAUGCGUGCUUUCAAGUAAUGCUAUAAGAGUCACUGCGUAAAUGCAGCGCGCAUAUGUAUCUGUGUUGCUGCCUUGCUGUCGGUGAUAGUUGCCUAAGUAGUUGGCUGUCCCUUGCCUCAGUCCCAUGACUCGCUGUUUGUACAUGCAGGCAACUUAUUACUAGUAUUUUAUCUAUCUAUCUAUCUAUCUAUCUAUCUAUCUAUCUAUCUAUCUAUCUAUCUAUCUAUCUAU